AUGGCAACAUUCAAAAGCAUCUUCCUUUUCUAUUAUUCCAUUCUAUUACUAUCCUCCAUCUUUUCCACCCAAACCACCUCCUCCGCUGAUCACCAACCCCUCAAAACCUACAUCAUCCAACUCCACCCACAAGCCAUGUCAUUAUCACCCUCCCUUUUCAAAUCCAAACUCCAUUUCCACCUCUCAUUUCUCCAAAAAAUCAUCACCGACCCUCCUUCCUCCCGUCUCUUAUACUCAUAUCGAUCCGCCAUGGACGGUUUUGCAGCCCAGCUCUCAGACUCCGAGCUACACUCCAUGCAAAAACUCCACCACGUUAUCGCAAUACGACCCGACCGAGUCCACAAACUCCACACCACCUACUCCUACAAGUUCCUGGGCUUGAGCCCAACAAUAAAAACCGGUGCUUGGGUCAAAUCCGGGUUUGGACGCGGGUCCAUCAUCGGUGUACUCGACACCGGGGUAUGGCCCGAAAGCCCGAGCUUCAACGACCAAGGAAUGCCACCUGUUCCUACCAAAUGGCGAGGCCUUUGCCAACCUGGAGACGACUUUAACACUUCCAAUUGCAACAAAAAACUAAUCGGGGCGAGGUUUUUCAGCAAAGGUCAUCGGGUCGCUUCAUUGACUCCAACCGAAAACGAAGUGUCCGAAUAUUUAUCUGCCCGAGACUCCCACGGGCACGGGACCCACACCGCGUCAACCGCAGCGGGGUCCGCGGUCCCGAUGGCGAGUGUCCUCGGGAACGGGGCGGGUGAGGCGAGAGGUAUGGCACCCGGGUCGCAUAUCGCGAUAUACAAAGUGUGUUGGUUUAGCGGGUGUUACAGCUCGGAUAUAUUAGCAGCAAUGGAUGAGGCAAUUAGAGACGGGGUAGACAUUCUUUCGUUAUCUCUCGGUGGGUUUCCGAUUCCGCUUUAUGAUGACAGCAUUGCAAUCGGUAGUUUCCGGGCCAUGGAGCAUAAGAUUUCCGUCAUAUGUGCCGCCGGGAACAACGGGCCGAUUGCAAACUCGGUGGCCAAUGUGGCUCCGUGGGUUGCAACCGUUGGUGCCAGCACACUUGACCGGCGGUUUCCGGCGGUGGUUCGUAUGGGCGAUGGAAGGUUUCUGUAUGGUGAGUCUAUGUACCCUGGGAACCUACACCCGGGUUCCGAGAAGGUUCUAGAAGUUGUUUACUUAAAUGACGGAGAUAGAGGAAGUAAUUAUUGCUUUCAAGAUUCUCUUCCGAGAGAUAAAGUCGCCGGAAAAAUGGUGGUCUGUGAUCGUGGUGUCAACGGGCGGGCGGAGAAAGGGCAGGUCGUGAAGGAGUCUGGUGGUGCCGCCAUGAUUCUGGCCAACACCGAGAUAAACAUGGAGGAAGACUCCAUUGACGCCCAUGUUUUACCCGCGACAUUGAUCGGGUUCACAGAAUCGGUUCAUUUGAAGAUUUAUAUAAACUCUACAAAAAGACCAACGGCCCGGAUUAUAUUUGGUGGGACCGAAAUCGGGAAAACCAGAGCCCCUUCGGUGGCUCAGUUUUCAUCACGGGGUCCAAGUUUCAUGGACCCCGUGAUACCUAAACCCGAUAUUAUUGCCCCAGGUGUUAAUAUUCUAGCGGCUUGGCCACAAAACCUAGGGCCAUCGGGGCUUCCGGAAGAUUCUAGAAGGGUCAACUUCACGGUGAUGUCGGGGACAUCUAUGUCAUGCCCUCAUGUUGGCGGGCUAGCAGCUUUGAUACGGGCCGCACAUCCGAAAUGGAGCCCAGCAGCCAUUAAGUCAGCACUUAUGACAACAGCCGACACGACAGAUCAUUAUGGGAAACCUAUCAUGGAUGGAAACAAACCGGCUGGGAUUCUUGCUAUGGGGUCUGGACAUGUGAAUCCAGAAAGAGCUAUACAACCUGGAUUGAUAUAUGACAUCAGUCCAAAUGAUUACAUCAUUCAUUUAUGUGGCAUCGGGUAUACAAAAUCACAGAUUUUCACCAUUACUCAUAGGAACGUGAGUUGUCAUGAUAUCAUGAAGAAGAACAGGGGUUUCAGCCUCAAUUACCCUUCCAUUUCUGUGGUUUUUGGAUCCGGGAUGAAUAGUAAGAUGAUCAAAAGACGUGUGACAAACGUGGGAGACCCCAACUCGGUUUACACAAUCAAAGUGGUUCCACCAGAAGGAGUCAAAGUACGUGUGAGACCAAGGAGGUUGACAUUCUCACGUUUGAAUCAGAGUUUGAGUUACAGAGUUUGGUUGAUUUUAAGAAAAUCAUCAGGGUCAAAAAGAGGGAAGUUUAGUCAAGGGCAGUUGACAUGGAUGAACUUGAAGGAUGACAAAAUCAAGAUCCAAAGUCCUAUUCUAGUCACAAGGUCAUCUAACAAGAACAAGAAUCAUAUGUAG
Molecule: messenger RNA, 2355 nt
Organism: Lactuca virosa
Lineage: Eukaryota; Viridiplantae; Streptophyta; Magnoliopsida; Asterales; Asteraceae
Source: the annotation of a GenBank genome assembly